UACUGUCAAAGUCAAAAUUAAAGGAGGGGAUGAAUGAAAGAUGAAAACACAUGGUUGUUUCAUUAGUGAAAUAAACUCGAAUUUAAGUCAAGUAAAGUAGAAUCACUAGUUUAAUUAGAUUCAACAAACAUGGAUUCAGAAAACAGUUACAUUAAGGAUAUGCUGGUCGCUUCAAUGCCAUCCUCAGACACCAACCAAAUAGAACAAGAAUUAAAAAGAAGUUUCAUAUUUGGCAAAUACAAAGCAAGUGUUCCUAAAAAACAAACUAAGCAGAAAAAAACUUUGAAUCGUAAACAGAAAAAAGCAUUAGGUUUCUAUUCCAUACCUAAGAAAUCAAUUAAAUAUGAAGAUAUGGAAGUUAUACAUGGCUUGUGGAAACAAUACAUGACGAAGUAUUUAAACAUAACUCCAGAUUUCAGAGUGCCUUCAAUAGGAGAAAAAUCAUGGGAAAAUUUUAGUUUAUUAUUAGUUAAAGCAGACUUUCAUGGUGCAUUAAUGACGAUAGUUAGAUCUCGAUGUCCAGGUCUAGUAGGAAAAAAAGGAAUUUGUAUAAUGGACACAAAGAAUACCUUUAAAAUUGUCUCUACAGAUAAUAUAACAAGAAUUAUACCCAAAGAAAACUCUGUCUUCAAAUUCCACCUAGAAAAUCUUGAAUUCACAGUAUUUGGAAAAAACCUAAUGAUUAGACCCGCUGAAAGAUCUGUGAAGAAAAUCAAGCAGCACAUGGAAGCUGAUAUUUAA
Messenger RNA from Ctenocephalides felis (cat flea), 741 nucleotides. RefSeq names its product ribonuclease P protein subunit p29 (gene Pop4). The coding region runs from base 130 to 741 and encodes 203 amino acids. The transcript has 3 exons. NCBI's taxonomy places the organism in Eukaryota, Metazoa, Arthropoda, Insecta, Siphonaptera, Pulicidae. Gene Ontology annotation, molecular function: ribonuclease P RNA binding. The record is from RefSeq and is a predicted model, not a curated record. Gene Ontology annotation, cellular component: ribonuclease MRP complex; ribonuclease P complex. Gene Ontology annotation, biological process: rRNA processing; tRNA 5'-leader removal.